Durusdinium trenchii is the source of this 1578-nucleotide messenger RNA. Lineage: Eukaryota; Dinophyceae; Suessiales; Symbiodiniaceae. The record is from the annotation of a GenBank genome assembly.
AUGCUCUAUGGGAACCGCUCUUUGGAGGAGCGGUUUGGCAAGCUUUCCGGGCGAUCCUUACAAGACCAGAUCUUCACCACAUACGAGGAGAAGUACACAGCCGACAACUACAAAACAGCAAAGGCCUUGAAGAACAAGUUGAAAGCUUUCAGAAUCUUCGAUGAGUGGUGCGAAUUUUUUGGAAAGGAAGCUGAUUUUCUGUCUUCUGACAUGGCCUCUGCAGAGAUGCCUAUUCGCAACAUCAAUGCAUUCGGCUCUUGCUUAGAGAACUUUGCUGGUGGUAAUCAUGCGGAAGACCUUGGCUACGUUUUGAUGGAGAUAUCCAAGCUGUGCGUGCCAGCCUCAGCGCAAGAGAAGUUGGGAGUCAUUAUGGCUGGUUCCAUUUUUGUCAAGAAGGUUGUGAAGGCUGCGUCGGCGGUGACUGCUCCUGUGGAAGGGCAAGGGACCAAGAGGAAGGCUGCUUCUUUGCCUGACUUUCAGCCCAAGAAAGCGGCAAAAGCCAAAGCAAAGGGCAAGGCCAAAGCGAAAGCUACGGCAAGGCCUGGGCCUGAUAGUGUGGGUGGCGUGGAGACGGCAGAAGACUUGGAAGCAGACAUUGUGAUGCCUGCAACUGGCGGCCAUCGCCAAAGGAAGUGGCUUGAUGAUGUUUUGUCUGCCGUGAAGAAAGCAUCGGCUUUGCCAGGAGAGAGCGUUAGCGAUGGCUUUGAGAGCUACGGUUCCUCGUCACGGAGCAUCGCCAUUGCGCAGGCAAUCCAGGUUUCAUUGCGGUUUGCUUUCACUGGUGGCAUCCAGCUCAAUGGCAAGUACCAGAAAGAUUGGAGCAAGGUACGGCCCGCAAUUCAAUCCCUGCUGCGGAAGGCUGUGGGCAGGGGCACCAACGGGAUUGACCAAGUCUUCUCAGACAUGAUGGUGGGAGCAGCUGAGGAGGAGAAGAAGACCAAUGUUGAUGGCUCCAACUCCAAGCUUGACCCUGCCUUUGUUCUGAAGUCUCUUCUCAAGAACGAAGCUGUUGUGCAGGCAUGCCAGUCCUGGGUGCAGUUGAACAAUUCCAAUGAAGUCCAGAACCAUCCAGGAUUUGGCAAGCUCCUCAAAGAGCUGAUGACUGGAACUGGGUGCACCUGUGAGGAAUGGGAUGCGGCCGAAUGUCCGCUCCAUGAUUCCAGCACCACCAUUGCUGACUUUGUGUGGGGCGCUUCUGAUUGCCUCCGCUAUUCAGAAUGCGUGCCCAUCGCGGUGCCUGUGUUGGCCAGCAGCUGCCUCAUGAAGGUUGAGUCGGAUGUUGCAGCCUAUCAUGAGAGACGGAAGCGUGCAUCUGAGGAGCACGAGAAGUUCACUGAGAAGGCAGGGGGGUUACAAGUGGCUACAAGUCUACAAGCUUGGGUGUGUGUCUGUGCGUGUGUUUUGUCUUGGACUUUGACUUGGACUGUGUUUUGUUGGUCCAAAGUGCAUUCAUUCUGCCAGUCUUCCAGUCUUCCAGCUUUUUCCGUUCAAGCUCAGCUUGAGUCACUGAGUCUGAUUCUGAUUGUGGUCAGGAGCCAGAUGCCGUUGCAAUUUUGGGCAAACAGGCCAAGUUCAUGA